CUUCUCUCCUUUCGUCCCCUUUUCUCUCCAACAAUUCUCGAGCUUCAGUUUUUCUUUCCCCUUUCUUUUCGCUCUCUUCCGUAGAACUCUCUCAGUGUGAGAGAGAGCUGUCUUCUCGGCUCAACCUUUCUUCUUCUCACUUUCCUUUUCCUCCUGUUCCUUGAUGCCAACUUCCAACCUCAAGCUAUUGUGAAUUUCUCGCUUUCCUCUGUUCUGUCUCCCCUUUCAUAUUACCCUUCUUUUUGAUUCUUCGGUCUUUCAAUUGCGGUGUGGCGGGAUCGCAGUUUGUCUUUUCCCGUUUCGGGUUACUGGAGAAAGGAUCAGAAGAACUAUGAAUCCCGGCAAUGGAAGGGGUGUUGUCUCUUCUGUUAGCUCUAGGGUUAGCAGGAAAUCUAGUGAAACCGUCCCUGAUCAGUUCCCGGUGGGGCUCCGUGUUAUGGUCGUCGAUGACGAUCCCACUUGCCUUAUGAUCCUGGAAAAGAUGCUCAGAACUUGCAAGUAUGAAGUGAAAAGAUGCAGUAGAGCAGAAGAAGCCCUAUCAAUCCUACGAGGGAAUAGCAAUGGCUAUGAUGUCGUCAUUAGUGAUGUUCAUAUGCCAGACAUGGACGGAUUCAAGCUGUUGGAGCAGGUUGGUCUGGAAAUGGAUCUUCCCGUUAUAAUGAUGUCCGCGGAUGACUCAAAGAGUGUGGUGAUGAAGGGAGUAACUCAUGGUGCUUGUGAUUACCUGAUAAAGCCGGUCCGGAUCGAGGCUUUGAAGAACAUAUGGCAGCAUGUCGUACGAAAGCGAAAGAAUGAGUGGAAGGAAGUGGAGCAACAGUCUGGGAGUGCGGAUGACGGACAGCCGAAGCAAUCGGAGGAUGGUGAUUACUCGUCCUCGGUCAAUGAAGGCAGUUGGAGAAACUCGAAGAGAAGGAAAGAUGACGAUGAGGAUGGAGAGGAUAGGGAUGACACUUCCACGUUGAAGAAGCCUCGUGUGGUUUGGUCCGUGGAGUUGCAUCAACAGUUCGUUGGUGCUGUCAAUCAGCUUGGAAUUGACAAAGCUGUGCCAAAGAAAAUUCUUGAGUUGAUGAAUGUGCCUGGACUCACUAGAGAAAAUGUUGCUAGCCACCUUCAGAAAUAUCGAUUGUAUCUGAGAAGGCUAAGUGGUGUUUCUCAGCACCAGAAUAAUUUGGGCAGCCCUUUCAUGAACCCUCAAGAUCCCGGAUACGGACCAUUAUCCACUCUCAAUGGAAUAGACUUGCAAACCUUGGCAGCAACCGGUCAGCUGCCAGCGCAAAGCCUCGCUAAUCUUCAAGCAGCUGGAUUAGGUCGAGCAGCAAUAGCACCCAAAUCCAGGAUUCCAAUCCCAGUGGUGGAUCAGAGGAACCUCUUCAGCUUUGAAAACCCUAAGCUUACAUUUGGGGAUACCCAACAGCAGCCACAACAUUUGAACAAUGGAGGGAAGCAAAUCAACUUGCUUCAUGGAAUCCCAACCAACAUGGAGCCCAAGCAGCUCGUGAAUCUGCACCACCAGGGAAAUUCAAUUCCAGCUGUUCAGAGUGUUCAAAGUGUACACAAUGGGUCCUAUCAACCGCAGUCAAGAGUGCAGCAGCCAAUGGGUAACUAUAAUCCAGUUUCUCACACUUCACCAAUGAUUAAUUUUCCAUUAAGCAGCAUCUAUCCUCUCCCAAAUAAUCCAGCCAAAGGUGGAUUUCCAGAAGAUGUGACCUCAGAAAUGAAGGGAUCAACACCCGGAUUCGUGCCUAGCUAUGAUAUCUUCAACGAGUUAAAUCACCAACAGAAGGUCCACGAUUGGGAACUGCAGAAUGUAGGGUUGACAUUCAAUGCUACUCAGCAAGCUAAUAAUAGCAUAGAUGUUGUUGGGACUUCAAUCGUAGGAUCUCCCCAUCAGGCCUUCCCAUCAUCGAGCCAAGGAAGUGGUCUGUCUAGGAAUGCAUCUGUUGUUCAUGCGAACAACAAUAAUAAUGCAAUAAGCAUGGGGCAACAUCAUAUGAGCAAUAAUAACUUCUACCACGAGAAUAAUCCAGUUAGGGUUAAGCUCGAAACCCCAUUGUUUCCAGAGCAAUUUGGUCAGGAUGAUCUCAUGAGUGCUCUGCUCAAGCAACAACAAGGAGGGAUAGUACCAGCGGAGAAUGACUUUGAUUUCGACGGGUAUUCCAUAGACAAUAUUCCGGUCUAGGAGUGAACAGAUGAAGAUUCAAGCAUGCGUGAGUUCACUCCCUUGUGGCGAUGGCCAUUGCUGAUGUACAUAACUGUUGUUUCCUGUGGACCCUCCGAAUUUUCUCUUCAACGACAGCAGCAUAGCAAAUUCGAAAGUUAUAGUAGUUUCUUUGUUAGAAGGAAAGAGUUGCCUGCAUUUGACCGACGUAGCUGCAUUUCACCUGUGAAUAUACGAGGACAGGCUCUCUGCUGGGUCUCUAUUGAACGUGGUGUCGUAUAGAAGAACACGAUCGAUCAAAAAGAUCACCAGCAGCAGCAUGAUAUUAUGCUAAAGGCAUUCCCAUGCAAAAUUUUGGAUGGAACUAUUCGGGAGGAAAGUCCAGCAGAAGCAAAAGAGGAACCAAAAGAAAUCUAAUUCUUAGGAGGGUGGAAAUGAACAGACUUGUGGUAUUUGAGCUCUUAGAAAAGUUGAAAUUCAGUGAAGAAUUGAUUCAUAAGCUUAAGUAGAAGGGUUGCAGAAGGAAUGUAGUGCUGCCUUUUCGUUCCCCCAUUUUUCUAACCUCUUAAUAAUACAUUUGUUAGGAUUUCAGUUUGCUUUUUGAUUUCCAGCUUCUUUUCAUAUUUGUUAUUUGAGGAAGCUGACCCGUGCUGUACAUACAAUCUCUUCACCCCCAUUUGAUCCCUUCUUUCCUGGUAUAUUUCCCCCCAGGAUGUUUCAUUUUAUCUUCAUCUUCCCUUUUGUACUUGGAAUUUAUUGCCGGAGUCUUUCUCAUGUUCUUAUAUUAUUAAAGCUCCUGCUUUGUGUUUCCGAGUUGUAGACAGAAGCAACAUUGUACUGAGCUUUUCUGAAUUUGAAAUGAAUUAUUUGUCUACAAUUGUAUUAACAUGGUACAAGGAUCAAGCAAGGA
Linum tenue is the source of this 3068-nucleotide messenger RNA. Lineage: Eukaryota; Viridiplantae; Streptophyta; Magnoliopsida; Malpighiales; Linaceae. The record is from the annotation of a GenBank genome assembly.